AUGCUGAUCGGCUUGUGUGGAGGCAUUUGUGCUGGCAAGCAUGCCAUUGCCGAAUAUCUGGUUGAAAACCAAGGGUUUCAGCUUCUGGAGCUUGCGGCCAAUGCGCAAUCGGAGUCGCUAGACUCGGGGGAUGAUUUGCGACUGCAAGUCUCAGAGGUCAGAAAGAAGGAUCCGCAAUCUUCUGAAUUCAUAUUCCAGAAUGCCGAGUCUCUACUCGAUUUCGCGCUCAAAAGAUGGCAAGAGCGCUGGGUCACUACGGAUAUUGCCGAUGCCAACGUGUUGGAUAAAUUCCUGCUACGUCCCUUCUUCCUCCUCGUGAGCGUUGACGCCCCAGUUAGCCUACGCUGGAAGCGAUUUGCCGACAGAUGCUGGAGGAGACAGCUAGAUCCACCUGAUCUUGAGAAAUUUGUUCUGUGGAAUGAUCACAACCUAUACGGCAAGGAUAUUGGGCGUGUUUACUUGACCGACAAGGCCCAGGUCCGCCUGUUCAACUCCUCUUCGUCUCUCGACGAGCUACACUCUGCCCUGAGGAAUCUCGACCUGGCAGAUGAACAGCGACUUAGACCGAGCUGGGAUCAGUAUUUCAUGCAGCUGGCCUCACUUGCUGCCCAAAGAAGCAAUUGCAUGAAGCGGAGAGUGGGGUGUGUCCUCGUUAGGGAAAGCCGUGUCAUCAGCACAGGAUACAACGGCACGCCACGUCAUCUUCAGAACUGCAACCAAGGUGGAUGUCCACGAUGCAAUCGCGGAGAUGGCGGUGGAGUUGGUCUUUCAACCUGCCUUUGUCUUCAUGCCGAAGAGAACGCGUUGCUGGAAGCAGGCCGAGAGCGAAUUCGAGAGGGGGCAAUCCUCUACUGUGAUACGUGCCCUUGCUUAACAUGCACAGUCAAAAUUGCCCAGGUUGGGAUUUCCGAGGUUGUUUAUUCACAGGGAUAUAACAUGGAUAGUGACAGUGCUGCCAUUCUCGAACAAGCUGGGGUCCGAUUGCGACAAUUCCACCCGCCUUCAAAUGGACUGAUUUACCUCCAGGCCUCCGAGAUGUCGAUCGAAGCCCAAGACAUCGAGACCCAAGACAUUGAAACACAAGACUGA
This is a messenger RNA of Penicillium olsonii, 1089 nucleotides long. The record is from the annotation of a GenBank genome assembly. NCBI's taxonomy places the organism in Eukaryota, Fungi, Ascomycota, Eurotiomycetes, Eurotiales, Aspergillaceae.